CGCAGUGGUAUUGGCUCCUCCUCCGGCUCCAGAGGCUUUGUAAAGGGUCACGUUGCGCUGCAGCAGUGAAACAGGAGACGACUCCCGCAUCUCUCACGCACAACUCACCUGCUCUAUCCGCCGAAGACAUCUUCCAACAGCCGCCAUGACUCACCAGUACCCCGCGCUGACUACUGAGCAGAAGAAGGAGCUGCAGGACAUCGCUCAGAGGAUAGUCGCUCCAGGAAAGGGCAUCCUAGCUGCCGAUGAGUCCACCGGCAGCAUGGCGAAACGCCUGAACCCCAUCGGGGUGGAGAACACGGAGGAGAACAGGCGCCGCUACCGCCAGCUGCUCUUCACCGCGGACCAGCGCAUCGACAGCUGCAUCGGCGGCGUCAUCUUCUUCCACGAAACCCUCUACCAGAAGACCGACGAUGGCACUCCCUUCGCUAAGCUCAUCAAAGACCGCGGCAUCGUUGUCGGCAUCAAGGUCGACAAAGGUGUCGUGCCCCUCGCUGGAACAAACGGAGAGACCACCACCCAGGGUUUGGACGGCCUCAGCGAGCGCUGCGCUCAGUACAAGAAGGACGGCGCCGACUUCGCCAAGUGGCGCAGCGUGCUGAAGAUCAGCGAGACCACGCCAUCCCAGCUGGCCAUCAUGGAGAACGCAAACGUGCUGGCCCGAUAUGCAAGCAUCUGCCAGCAGAACGGCAUCGUCCCAAUCGUGGAGCCAGAGAUCCUCCCUGACGGGGACCACGACCUGAAGCGUUGCCAGUACGUCACAGAGAAGGUCCUGGCCGCCGUCUACAAGGCGCUGUCGGACCACCACGUGUACCUGGAGGGGACGCUGCUGAAACCCAACAUGGUCACGCCUGGACACUCCUGUCCCACCAAGUUCUCCAGCGAGGAGAUCGCCAUGGCUACCGUCACCGCCCUGCGCCGCACCGUACCCCCCGCUGUUACAGGAGUGACUUUCCUGUCCGGUGGCCAGUCUGAGGAGGAGGCCAGCGUAAACCUGAACUCCAUCAACACCUGCCCACUGACCAAGCCCUGGGCCCUGACCUUCUCCUACGGCCGCGCCCUGCAGGCCUCCGCCCUCAACGCGUGGAAAGGGGAGCUGAACAACGAGAAGGCCGCCACCGAGGAGUUCAUCAAGCGCGCCCAGGCUAACGGGCUGGCCGCUCUCGGAAAGUACGAGUCCUCCGGAAACGCCGGCGCCGCCGCCAAGUCCCUCUACGUGGCUAACCACGCCUAUUAAACAUCCAACUACCACAUUCAGCUGUGGCCUAGUUCUAGUCUUAAUAUCUGCUCUGCUAUUCCCUCCCCACUGUCCCCCCCCCACCAUCAGUCACAGGCCUGCGCUGUCUACUGUACUUUGUUAAGAGUUAUUAACAUUACAUUAUUAGAUGUCUAUUUAAAAUCUAUGUAAGAAUGCAAUACUAAAGGGAACAGGCUUUUAUUAUUUUUUUAUCCCAACAAUUCAGGCAGGUUUUAGUGUUGAAUUUCAUGUCUAGCUGUGGUUAGACUCUAAGAUUAAUGCAGAAUGUAAUCCAGAGAACCCGUCAGUAUUCCUUUCAUGCCUCUUCAUAAGAACUUCCCCUCUCCCCUCCCAGUACAGAGCAGCACGCGCGCUUCAGUGUUUCGCUUCCAUCAGCGCACAGCGUUGGGCCUUCGUCGAUGUCCUGUACUAACAUUCACACUAACCGUGGGACCAACCAACCAAUCGCGGCACCGGUACAUCCGUUUUAAGGGCAAAACGAGAAGCUGAGCGGAGGGAAGUCAAAAUGUGGAACUGGGUCGAUGUUGCGUAGUUCGUCGGUGGCUCCAGCAGAGGUCACUAGACACAGAUUACUGUAAUAAACCGCUGCACACCGGUAACCUUUUUUCAUUUUUUGUUCUCGUGCUCCUCAUUACCAUUAUCCAAAAAAAAAAGCAACCAUCACGUGUGUCUUCUCAGUAUAACAUUAGCUUUGACUUACACUCGGUAAAUAUCGUGUUUAGUUGUGUGAAGGUGUCGAUAUUAUGUGAUUUCUGUGUCACCCCCCCCCCCCCCCAUCCUGCCCGGCCCUCCUGUUUCCCCCCUGCCUGCCCCACGGGAAGAUCAGACGAAUUUCUAUCGAUGCAGACAUGACACGGACCAACACAUGGGGUCAGCAGCGCAGAAACAGUCACUGCUUUAUUGGAUUAAUGUGGUGUUUGUGAUCUUAUUAUUGUUCUUGAAACAAUCAGUGUGUCAAAUAGUGCAGAAAUAAACUAAAA
This is a messenger RNA of Fundulus heteroclitus (mummichog), 2238 nucleotides long. It is a transcript of the gene aldocb, whose product is annotated as aldolase C, fructose-bisphosphate, b. The transcript has 9 exons. Gene Ontology annotation, cellular component: cytosol. Lineage: Eukaryota; Metazoa; Chordata; Actinopteri; Cyprinodontiformes; Fundulidae. Gene Ontology annotation, molecular function: fructose-bisphosphate aldolase activity. The coding region runs from base 146 to 1237 and encodes 363 amino acids. The record is from RefSeq and is a predicted model, not a curated record. Gene Ontology annotation, biological process: glycolytic process; fructose 1,6-bisphosphate metabolic process.